Molecule: messenger RNA, 504 nt
Organism: Cylindrotheca closterium
Lineage: Eukaryota; Bacillariophyta; Bacillariophyceae; Bacillariales; Bacillariaceae
Source: the annotation of a GenBank genome assembly
AUGAACAUUUCUGACGACAGCCACACGCACUCACGCAGAAACGAAGCCAAGUCAACGAAAGACUUCAACAUCUUGAACAUCAGCAACCACCAUGACAAGAUCGUUCCCAAAAAUAUGGAUUUCCGCAACGAGUUCCAAUUUGAAGGAACUGCGGACGAUAUGAAGGCACUGAGAGGUAACAUCCUGGAGAUGGACUCACUCCAUCUUGCCAAGAAAAGACACGUACCAGCCUCCGAUAAAGAACGGUUGAAUCCCGCCGAGGGUGAUUGCGAGGAGGAGGUUGAUGAUUUCGAGGAGGACAGUGAACUGUUCGAAGCAACGACCACAACGACCAUUCCAUUGAAAAGGCUAUCCGCGCAAGGGAAAACGAAGAUUCAUACAAUUUCGGAGGAAGACAAGACAAAGCCCACGCCAAAGCAUGACUUCAGACAUCGAAUUGAGGAUAGUCUUUGUGUUGAUUCUAUCCAUCUUAAUAAAAAGAGAAUGGAAGAACAAUCCAGCUAA